This is a messenger RNA of Triplophysa dalaica, 4157 nucleotides long. It is a transcript of the gene stk38a, whose product is annotated as serine/threonine kinase 38a. Lineage: Eukaryota; Metazoa; Chordata; Actinopteri; Cypriniformes; Nemacheilidae. Gene Ontology annotation, molecular function: protein serine/threonine kinase activity; ATP binding. The record is from RefSeq and is a predicted model, not a curated record. The transcript has 14 exons. The coding region runs from base 63 to 1466 and encodes 467 amino acids. Gene Ontology annotation, biological process: intracellular signal transduction; peptidyl-serine phosphorylation.
GGAAAUAAUGACCGUCGUCCACCGCUAGCUCAAGUCAGUUUGAGGUCGAGUGGAAGUUAACCAUGGCGAUGACAAGUCAGAUGACCUGCUCCUCAAUGAGUAACCACACUAAGGAGAGGGUCACUAUGGCCAAAGUGACCUUAGAGAAUUUCUACAGCAACCUGAUAUCACAGCAUGAGGAAAGAGAAAUGAGGCAGCAGAAAUUGGAGAAGGUCAUGGAUCACGAGGGACUAGCUGAUGAAGAGAAGUGUGUACGCCGAUCUGAGCAUGCUCGAAAAGAGACUGAGUUUCUUCGUCUGAAACGAACACGGCUCGGAUUGGAGGACUUUGAGUCACUCAAAGUGAUUGGCCGUGGAGCUUUUGGAGAGGUGCGCCUUGUUCAGAAGAAGGACACGGGCCACGUUUAUGCCAUGAAGAUCUUGCGUAAGGCUGACAUGCUUGAGAAAGAACAGGUUGGUCAUAUUCGAGCAGAAAGGGACAUUCUUGUAGAAGCAGAUAGUCAGUGGGUGGUCAAGAUGUUCUACAGCUUUCAGGAUAAAAUGAACCUCUACCUUAUCAUGGAGUUUCUGCCUGGAGGCGAUAUGAUGACGCUGCUGAUGAAGAAAGACACUUUAACGGAGGAGGCCACACAGUUCUAUAUUGCUGAGACUGUGUUGGCAAUUGACUCCAUUCACCAGCUGGGCUUCAUCCACAGAGACAUCAAACCAGACAACCUGCUGCUGGACUCAAGGGGCCAUGUGAAGUUGUCUGAUUUUGGUUUAUGCACUGGUCUAAAGAAAGCCCAUCGCACUGAGUUCUAUAGAAACCUCAAUCACAGCCUUCCCAGCGACUUCACUUUCCAAAACAUGAACUCGAAGAGGAAAGCAGAGACAUGGAAGCGAAACAGGAGACAGUUGGCUUUCUCCACUGUUGGAACCCCUGACUACAUCGCUCCAGAAGUGUUUAUGCAAAAUGGGUAUAACAAGCUUUGUGAUUGGUGGAGUCUCGGGGUCAUUAUGUAUGAGAUGCUGAUCGGUUACCCUCCAUUUUGCUCAGAGACACCUCAAGAAACCUACAGAAAAGUGAUGAACUGGCGAGAGACUUUGAUCUUUCCACCCGAGGUCCCGAUUUCAGAGAAAGCCAAAGAUCUCAUUCUCAGGUUCUGUUGCGAGAGUGAGUACAGAAUUGGAGCCUCUGGAGUGGAAGAGAUCAAGACUAACCCGUUCUUUGAGGGGGUGGAUUAUGAUCAUAUAAGAGAGAGGCCAGCUGCCAUUCCAAUUGAGAUCAAAAGCAUUGACGACACCUCCAACUUUGACGAGUUCCCUGAGUCAGACAUUCUCCAACCUUCAGCUACUGUUGUAUCCAACCACACCGAGGCUGAUCUAAAGAGUAAAGACUGGGUCUUCAUCAACUACACCUACAAGCGCUUUGAAGGGCUAACUGCACGAGGAGGCAUCCCAUCAUACAUGAAAACUGGGAAGAGAUAGACGCUAAGAGACUCGAUAACAAUGUGACAUUCUUCAUCGCAUCUGGCAUCUGAAGGAUCCUACAUCACCGUUUCCUGUUUAGAUCACGACUCAUUCUCACGGAUGCCACUCAACCUCUUUUCUAUCUGCAGUAGGAUGAGUCUCACCUAAAGGGCUUUUUUCCUCUGACACCUCUGUUGAAUAUGGCCACUUCUUUCCUGGGUUUGCCCACUUCUUAAGGAGAGUUUGGCCUGUCAUCUUUAAGGUUGCAAGAUUUAUUUUUAACAUUGAAUGACGGUAUUUUUUCGAGUACACAGACUUAAAAGGGCUUGAAUAGAAGCUGGCUAGACCUCCUUUAUGGUCUAAAUAUGGACUGGUCCUGGAACAAGAAUCAAUUUGAAUUGCAUUAGUUUUGGUACCAUUUCAAAGGUUUGUGGCAGAAUUGUCCUAUCCCAGCCUUCUCAUCCACUUCUGCUGUAUGAAUCAUAAAGAUUGGAAACUUCUCCCUUGUCUUUUAUCAAGGUGAAGAGGAUUGACUCUUGCUCAAAAUCUGUAUUUUUAAAAACACUUGUUUCCUCUGUUUUGUGGACAUUCCUUUCCAAAUUACGCUCCACGUCAAAGGUCCUACAAACAAGUGGCUUUGUAGUCGAUCAUCAGAGCUGCAGAGAUGUUGCCUUACAUUUGGAUCCUUCUUAGAACAACAUCAUAAAUACAGUCGCGUUUGCCAAUCGUACCAAAUUCUUCUACUUACAAGGAAACUUCACCAGCUGAUGUUCAAGACCAAGCAAUCUCGCCGGACCAGAGUUUGUUUAAUAUGCAAUGAGUAGUUACGGCCACGUAUAGAUCAAUAGUUCCUUCAGAAGUUGCUUGGUGCUAAUGGUGUUAUUUUUCUUAAUGAAAGCACUCGUCGCUUAUGUUUGGGGAACAAUCUUUUUUUUUGACAUGUUAAGGAUAACAACACCGUUCAGGUGUUUGAGUGUUUAAGUACAGCUUAGUCUUCCAUUUUAAUAAGGGCUGAAAUGUUUCAUGCAAAACUUUGUUACCAAAGAGGCACAACUAGGCGAGCUUCGUGUCUGACGGCUCAUACCUACAUGUUGUUUGAUUGGAGAUGCUUUUGUGUUUAGCUUUUUGGAGUUGGCAAGUGGCUUAAUCUUAAAGCGCUACUUGAAAAACAUUUCAUUUUGCAAUCAUUCCACAAUGAUUAUAAUCAGUCGGUGCAUUCUUGUUGUUGCAAUACUUUGCCUGGGUGGAUGCUGGUAUUGGCAUGUUGCUUUGACUUUGGCUAAGCUUAUCUACAGCAUGUUUGUAAAAAUCGACCAAUGGCACAAGAUUUGUCUUAGAAUAUUCAAACAUCUUUCAGACAGUAAAUAUUUCUGAAGUCAGGAUUCAUAAUAAGUCUUCUCUCUGAGACCAAACUGAAUGUAUUUUUAAAGAGACUGGCCUCUAGUUUUGCUAGAAUGCUCAAAUUCCCUUUAUAUGUCUUUGCUGCCCAUGAAUGCUAAAAUGUGGAUUGAAUUUGCCUAAAUGCUUGAUUGAAUGACGUGACACCCGUUUUUCUGUGUAUUAUAUGCUGCACAGCAUGACAAUGAUGAUGUAUGUGGAAUUGUUUGUUGGUAGAAGCUGUUAUCCUGCACCAUAAAACACAAUAUACUGCAAGAUGUAUAUUUAAUUAUGUCUCAAGACACAGAUUACUGUAUACCACAAUGUUUUAAAAAGUAGCAUAAAAUAAUGUAUGAAUGGUGAAUUGAAAAGUCUUUGGAGCAAUACGUGAUCUACAGAAGACUGGAUAUGUGUUUUUUUUUGUUAUGUAUAUAAGUCAUGGCUGGAGAUUAUUCAUUUGAGCUGUCUGAGGGUUGAAUUGUACUGCAUGUUUUUAUUACCAUGCUGGAAAGUCAGAGCUAUGAAUGAAUUUUUUGUAUUUUAAUGAAUUGUAUUUUAUUGUGUGUUGCUUUGUUUUUUGAUCUCUUUAUUUUGGCAUCACUGAAUGUUUUGAUUCUGAAUGGCUGAAGAAAUGACACAAAUAAUUAUACACUGUCUACAUGAAGCAGAUCAUAGGCUGGUCUGCUUUGUUUCUUGUUAUAUCUCACAUGUUGAAUAUGAUAGUAAAACCAGCUUGUCAUUAAGAGGAUGUGGUCUGUUAAUAACUUCCACAUACAGCCUCUUUAAAUACAAGUGGUUCUGUAGAUUUUUCUCUUGCAUCUGUUCACAUGGAUACAUUCUUUAUUUUAAAGAGGAAAAAACAUUUUUGAAGAUUAACAAUGCACCUUUUAAUAGUUGUGAUGCCAUGUAUGUUUAAAACACACACUGAAUGACUGCUCUGUUCUUCUGAGAAAUUGUAAUUCUUAUCAUCAAGCUAGAAGAAGACUAGUCUUAAGGUUUUUGUGGGUCUCCUUUGCGUAAAGCUAAAGAAAUGUUUAGACCUACAUCAUGUGUUGGCUUUUAAAGAGUGUAUUUAAACUGGCGCUAAUGCUCAAAGAAUCACAAGUACUGGACGCAGCUCCAGUUUUCACUGAUGUCACAUUCUGCUGUGGGAGGUUGACGAUUUUUCCCUCUCUGCCUUAAGUUUCAAUUGAAGAGUGUGUUUGUGGAUUUUUCCUGUGUUUAUAGAGCACCUUUCACUGGUUUGUUUGUCUGAUGGAGUUUGUUUUUGAGGUGGGAACACACUUUAACCUGUCAAACAUAUUGAAUAAAACACCAGUUUAUUUAAAUGUG